AUGAAAGAGGUGAUAGGAAGGCGGUGCCUUGCACAGGGGUGCUAUAGAGCGCCGCGCCCGCGCAGCCAGCUCCGCGCCUCGGUGGGCGCCCCCUGGCCGAGACCGCUCUCUGUCGCGGGGCUCUCGCGACGCCGUCGGUUACCGCCGCUGGGUAGCGCCAAUACCCAUACUCACCCGCUGAGGAUUCAGUUGGGUUUUUUUUUCACUUUCACGGGGGAGGCUUGGGGCUCCCACGACCCGGUGUCAGAAAAGACAGAUAACUUUGCUGUUGAAGAAAUUGUAGACAAGCAUCUACAAAAAGAUUUAGCUGGAGAAGAAAAUCAGAACAUAAAAGAAACACUGAGAGGCAAAGUAAGAGAAAAGCUAAAAAAUGCUAAGAUUAAUCAAGGUGAAAAGUCUUCGUCUCAGCUGUUCAUUGACCCUAAGUUAUAUCAGUGGUCUAAGGUUAAUCAACAGACUGAAGUCUCAGUGGAUGAAGGUAUUUCGUUUUUCGUUUUAAAUGGUGACGAGUGCUCAGAUGGCCAAGCUUUGGAACAGUCUUUAGCGCAGAAAUCAAUAAAUGAUCAUUACCAAAGACACGUUUCACCCGGUGAUAAUUUACAAAAUUUUGCUGAGAGUCAAGAUGAAAGUUUUUUUGCAGAAGUCAUUGAUUCAGAUUUACUUGAAGUAAAAGCUGCUGAAUAUGAAGACGACCAAGAACAAAUGAAAAAGCAGGCAAACAUUUUUGUACCCAGUAGUUCCCCAGGUACUGUUCUUUUAAAAAACUCGGUGGUCAACCAGUAUAAAUUGCCAAAAGACAUGAUACCACGCCUUUUAGAAGAUGAAGGAUUCUAUAUUCAGAAAAAAACAGAAAUAUAUAGAAGGAUGAGCAACAAAAUGGAAAACCGCCUGCUUAAACUCGAAGAGGCAGUCAAAUCGGAUCUAGAAAGCUCUAUCAGGAACAAAAUAGAAGGUCAAAGGGAUGUGUACCAAUUAGAUCUUAACAUCGUGGGUUUGCAAUUCAGCCAUCAUCCUCUCUUCAAUCAAGAACAAGUAUUAUGUGCUAGGCUCCUCCAACUUUAUGAGUGCUUUCAAAACAGGCAGCAACAAAAUUUACCUCAGCUACUUUAUGAGAAGCUUAAAGCACUGACAGAUGCUACAAAACUAGCAAAUGAAACAAAUCCAUUGACCAAGAAAUCUUUCCAAGAUUAUUAUUGGCAGAUAAGUAAUACGAAACAGCUGUAUGACUUAGAAAAGGAAAAAGACUUCUCACUACUACACAGUAUGUUACGGACUUGGAAACAGAUAAAAUCCCUUCGAGAACAGCAAGGGUUCACAAGCACUCCAGUAAAGUUACAGUUUCAGAGGAUGAAAAUGAAUAAAUAUGAUGAACAAAAUCAAGAAGGACUGUCAAAAAUGUCGGAGCCUAAAGGAAAAACUAAAGGAAAACGAUAUAAAAAUGGGGAGAAACAGCAGUACAUGAAACAUAAGGCCCAGGGCAUUCCAAAGUAUUUUCGUCUUGAACAGUUGCAAGAUGAAUUUAAUUUUGUUUCUGAAGAGGAAAUGCAAAAGAGCAAACGUUUCCAGCUAUUGCAACUUAGAAAUGCAGGUCAAUUAGAUGUUUUCCUUCUGCAACAAAUACCCCUUUAUGAUCAAGAGAUUGCAGAUUCAGUCUUCCAGGAAUAUGAAAGCCAAAUAGAGAAGGAUAUAGCAAUUUCAGAUGUGAAUUCUAUUACCGCACAAAGGGUUCAAUCUGCCAAGUUUCUGAAAAAGAUAAGAAGGUUGAUAAUGAAAAGAAUUGUGAAAGUUAGCAGAUUUAACUUAUCCGAUGUUGUGACUGAUUAUGAAGAAAUUGUAUCUGCAAGUCACAGGUCAGAAGAUCCAGCUUAA
Molecule: messenger RNA, 1869 nt
Organism: Chrysochloris asiatica (Cape golden mole)
Lineage: Eukaryota; Metazoa; Chordata; Mammalia; Afrosoricida; Chrysochloridae
Product: coiled-coil and C2 domain-containing protein 2A-like
Exons: 15
Coding region: 1-1869 (622 amino acids)
Biological process (GO): non-motile cilium assembly; protein localization to ciliary transition zone
Cellular component (GO): ciliary transition zone
Source: RefSeq, a predicted model, not a curated record